This is a messenger RNA of Paramuricea clavata, 598 nucleotides long. NCBI's taxonomy places the organism in Eukaryota, Metazoa, Cnidaria, Anthozoa, Malacalcyonacea, Plexauridae. The record is from the annotation of a GenBank genome assembly.
GUUCCUCCCGUUGAGGACAAGGUUCCUCACGCUGAGAACAAGGUUCGUCACGCUGAGGACAAGGUUCCUCACGCGGAGGACAAGGUUCCUCACGCUGAGGACAAGGUUCCUCACGCUGAGGACAAGGUUCCUCACGCUGAGGACAAGGUUCCUCACGCUGAGGACAAGGUUCCUCCCGCUGAGGACAAGGUUCCUCCCGCUGAAGACAAGGUUCCUCCCGCUGAGCACAAGGUUCCCUACGCUGAGGACAAGGUUCCUCACGCUGAGGACAAGGUUCCUCACGCUGAGGACAAUUCCUCACGCUGAAGACAAGGUUCCUCUCGCUGACGACAAGGUUCCACUCGCUCACGCUGAGGAAAAGUUUCCUCCGGCUGAGGACAAGGUUGCUCUCGCUGAGGACAAGAAUCCUCACGCUGAAGAUAAGGUUCCUCACGCUGAGGACUAUGUUGCUCACGCUGAGGACAAGGUUCCUCACGCUGAGGACAAGGUUCCUCACGCUGAGGACAAGGUUCCUCACGCUGAGGACAAGGUUCCUCACGCUGGGGACAAGGUUCCUCACGCUGAGGACAAGGUUCCUCACGCUGGGGUUCCUUCGUGA